This is a messenger RNA of Laetiporus sulphureus 93-53, 1350 nucleotides long. Its product is annotated as protein phosphatase 2A regulatory subunit PR55. Gene Ontology annotation, cellular component: protein phosphatase type 2A complex; cytosol. The record is from RefSeq and is a predicted model, not a curated record. The transcript is spliced from 8 exons. The coding region runs from base 1 to 1350 and encodes 449 amino acids. Lineage: Eukaryota; Fungi; Basidiomycota; Agaricomycetes; Polyporales; Laetiporaceae. Gene Ontology annotation, biological process: peptidyl-serine dephosphorylation. Gene Ontology annotation, molecular function: protein binding; protein phosphatase regulator activity.
AUGGAUCUCGACGCGUCUAGCUCAGGCGGAUGGCGUUUCGCUCAAUGCUUUGGAGACAAGGGGGACGUGGAGGACAUCACAGAGGCCGACAUCAUUUCCACCGUCGAGUUUGACUCUACAGGCAACUACCUUGCAACAGGAGACAAGGGCGGCCGUGUCGUUCUCUUCGAGCGCAACGAGAUGAAAAAAGGCUGUGAAUACAAGUUCUACACCGAGUUCCAGUCGCACGAGCCCGAAUUCGACUACCUCAAAUCCCUCGAGAUCGAGGAGAAGAUCAACAAGAUCAAGUGGUGCAGACGCCAGAAUGCGGCCCAUUUCCUCCUCUCUACCAAUGACAAAACCAUUAAGCUGUGGAAGGUCUUUGAGAAGUCGUUGCGGGUAGUGCACCAGACCAACAUGCCCGAAGGUGUGCGGACGCUGCCCACACCAUUAUCGGCGCAGGGCCUGCACCUUCCGCGAAUGACGCAUCAGGACAACAUCAUCGCUGCCGUCCCUCGAAAGGUCUACUCGAACGCUCAUGCAUACCACAUACAUUCCAUAUCCGUCAACUCGGACCAGGAGACAUAUAUUUCCGCCGACGACCUCAGAAUCAAUCUCUGGAACCUCAACAUCAGUGACAGGAGCUUUAACAUCGUCGAUAUCAAGCCCGUCAACAUGGAGGAGCUCACUGAGGUCAUCACCGCCGCCGAGUUCCAUCCGACACAUUGCAACUUGUUUAUGUACUCCAGCUCAAAAAGCAACAUCAAGCUCGCCGACAUGCGCGACUCGGCAUUAUGUGACCGGUAUGCGAAGAUGUUCGAGGAAGAGGAAGAUCCAACAAACCGGUCCUUCUUCUCGGAGAUCAUAUCUUCCAUCUCGGAUGUCAAGUUCAGCCACGACGGCCGGUACAUUCUCUCGCGUGACUACCUAUCGCUCAAGAUCUGGGACAUCAAUAUGGAGUCGAAGCCCAUAAAGACGAUUAACAUUCACGAUCAUUUGCGAGGGAAACUCUGUGAUCUGUACGAGAACGACUGCAUCUUCGACAAGUUUGAGUGUACAUGGGGUGGAGACGAUAAGCAUGUCUUGACGGGCUCGUAUCACAAUUACUUCCGGAUAUUCGACGUGGACACUCUCAACGACGUCGUGUUGCAGGCGGACAAGUCCGCAUUCAAGGCGAAGAAGAUUGGUGGGCCGUUGCCGGUAAACAAGCCCGGUGCGAAGAACGGCGUGCGCCCUGGUGGCCUGCGCGAGAACAUGGCGAUGGAGACGCUCGACUUCAACAAGAAGAUCCUGCACGCGAGCUGGCAUCCGAAAGAGAACACCAUCGCCAUCGCGGCGACGAACAAUUUGUUCCUGUACAGCGCCGCAUGA